UUAGUUCUGUUUGAAAAAUUAACUUUAAAGACAAGAACAUAAUUAUGAAUGCAUACUUUAUUCAAAUAUUAGCAUUUUAAGUAAAAUUUAUUUUCUUCACAAUUAGAAAACAUGAAAAGGCAUAUACAAUGCCUUUGGUGUUUUGAAUUUAAGAAUCAAUGUCUGAGGGACUUUUGUGUGUGAAAAUAAAUAUUCAUGGCCGGGCGCGGUGGCUCACGCCUGUAAUCCUAGCACUUUGGGAGGCCGAGGCGGGUGGAUCACGAGGUCAGGAGAUCGAGACCAUCCUGGCUAACAUGGUGAAACCCCGUCUCUACUAAAAAUACAAAAAAUUAGCCGGGUGUGGUGGCGGGCACCUGUAGUCCCAGCUACUCGGGAGGCUGAGGCAAGAGAAUGGCAUGAACCAGGGAGGCAGAGCUUGCAGUGAGCCGAGAUCGUGCCACUGCACUCCAGCCUGGGCGACAGAGCCAGACUCUGCUUAAAAAAUAAAUAAAUAAAUAAAUAUUCAUACACAUUUUUCGUUGUUUAAUGUUUGAUGUAUUACACUGCUUUCUAUUAAACAAAACUUUAAAAACUGAUUUUCUUGUGUAUCUAAAUCUGGGUUAUAAAUUUGGUUAGCUUAACUCCCGUAACAAAUAUAGUGUUUAUUUAUAACUUGUAUUUGGUUGAUUCUUUUGGAAAACUUGGAAUACAAUAACAUUUAGACAAAAUAUUUAUAAAUACAAUGAUUACAAAAUAUGUUAACCUUAUAUCACAUCCAGUUAAAAACGUGCUGAUAAUAUGGAUUUAAUUUCUUAGUCAAGUCACAAGGGCUGGGUGGUCUCUCAUCUCGAUGGCUCCCGGUGAGCCCUGGAACAUGGCGGUGUGGUCCAAGGCGAUUUAAACCUGUGCCGCAGAUUAUUCAGCUGAGUCCUUUUUGCAAUAGAGAUUUAAGACCCUCUUUCAUUUAAAUUUAAAUUUUUGAAACUUAGUGUCAAAUGCUAAAAUAUCAUUGGAACAUUACUUUAGAUUAGAAAAUAUUUUAUUAAUAAUUCAGACAGAGUGUGAUAUGGUUUGGCUGUGUCCCCCCCAAAUCUCAUCUUGAAUUGUAGUUCCCAUAAUCCCCACAUGUUACCCAGUGGGAGGUAAUUGAAUCAUGGGGGCGGUUAGCCCAUGCUGCUAUUCUCAUGAUAGUGAGUGAGUUCUCAUGAGAUCUGAUGGUUUUAUCCAGGACUUUUCCCCCUUUUGCUCAGCACCUCUCCUUGCUGCUGCCAUGUGAAGAAGGAUGUGUUUGCUUCCCGUUCCGCCAUGAUUGUAAGUUUCCUGAGGCCUCCCCGAACUAUGAGUCAAUUAAAUCUCUUUCGUUUAUAAAUAGCCGAGCACUGUGAGAAUGGACUAAUAAAUACGAGUGUCUUAAUCCAUUUUGCAUUGUUAUAAAGGAAUAUCUGAGGCUGGGUAAUUUAAUAAAAUAAGACAUUUAUUUGACUCACGGUUCUUCAGGCUCUGCAAGAAGCAUGGCACCAGCAUCUGCUUCUGGUGAGGACCUCAUGAAGUUUCUAACCAUGGGGGGAGGCCAAGAGAGAGCAGGCAUGUCACAUGGCAAGGGAGGGAGCAAGAGAGAGGGGAGGAGUGCCAUGCUCUUUUAGGCAGCCAGAUCCCACAGGAACUAAGAGUGAGAAUUCACUCAAUCCUAACAUAAUGACACCAAGCAACUCAUGAGGGAUCUGCCCCCCUGACCCAAACACCUCCAACUAGGCCCCACCUCCCACAUUAGGGAUGAAAUUUCAACAUGAUAUUUGGAGGGAACUAAUAUCCAAACUAUGUCAUAGAGGUAUGUGUGUAACCUCAUUCAUUUAUGCAUUCAUUCAACAAAAUAUGUAGUGAGCACCUGCUAUGUGCCAGGCACUGUGCUAGGCUGUAGAUAUGACUCAUAAAUAAGAUUAAUAUUGCCACAGUCCUUAGGAGCCUAGUGUAGUUGGGGAGUAAAUAAGCAAACAGAUAAUUUCUAUACCUGGUAAUUACUACCUUGAUAGGGCAAAGAGGAUUCUGUUUGUGCUGUAAAAGCACAUGAAAAGUACAAAGUCAAUCCUUGGGAGGUCAUGGAAUCUUUCCUAGGAAAUGAUAUAUAAGGUGGAUAAAAAGGUAACCAGAUACAGAUGAGAAGAGAAGGUGGGCCAGAAAUUUUGAAAUACUGAACCAACUGGAUGUCAUUCACUGACAUAGGGUAAUAGUAUAGAUGACUGGAUUGGAAAAUGAAAAAGGAACUAAAAGUAAUUAAAUGAGCUGCAGACAUGAAAAUGAACACUUGGGAAGUCCUGGCAGGAAGUCAUCAAUAAGACAACAUAAUGAAGUGGAAAGUGGUUGGGAGUAAGGCUGACUUGGAUUCAAACCCUAGUUUCACCACUUAAUAGACGUGUUAAGUUGAACAAAUCCUUUAACUUUUCAGAGCCUCAAUUUUCCUCUUUGUAAAAUACAGAUAAUAACAUGGACACUAUAAGGGUUUUGUUGUUGUUGUUGUUGUUUUGAGACGGAGUCUUGCUCUGUUGCCCAGGCUGGAGUGCAGUGCCUCGAUCUUGGCUCACUGCAACCUCUGCCUCCUGGGUUCAAGCGAUUCUCCUGCCUCAGCUUCCAGAGUAGCUGGGACUACAGGCGCACGCCACCAUGCCUGGCUAAUUUUUGUAUUUUUUGUAGAGACGGGGUUUCACCAUAUUGGCCAGGCUGGUCUCGAACUCCUGAUCUCAGAUGAUCCGCCUGCCUUGGCCUCCCAAAGUGCUGGGAUUACAGGCGUGAGCCACCGCACCUGGCCCAGACACUGUAAGUUUUGGGGAGGAUUAAAUGGGAUCAUCCAUGUAAAUGCGCCUAUCCCAGUCUCUAGCACACACUGAACACUCAAAAAUGGGAGGUUUUGGUAUUUCAGAAGAAAAUCAGGUGUCGGGGAGUGUUAGUAGUAACCUUGAACUAUAUGCAAAGACUAAAGCUAGGAAGAUAGGAAGAGUUUUACAAGAUCCUUUUGGCUAUAUAGUUAAAGUUAUUAGCAGUUAGAGUUUCCCUUACAGUUGACAAGUGAACCAUACAAGUGAAUGACUUGUGGUUCCUCAGAUAAAAGCACGAGUCAGAGUUGUAAUUUCUGUUUUGUGGACGUAAUUGUUGACCAAGUGCACUGAAGGUAGGGAUGGCCAGUAACAAAAUUAUAAAGCAGGCCUGUUUGUCUUCAAACACUCCUGAGUAAACUUGUCAUUUCCUUGUAAAAAUGCAAAAUAGACUACUGAGUAGAGGUGAUCAAUUACAGAAAUGCACUUACUUUGGCUUUCUUCUGAAACCUAAUAAAAUGACAGUAAAGGGAUUAUUUUUUUAAGGCAGAAACCCACAAUGAUGAUGAAAUUAGAAAGGAAGACAAGAACAACAAGGUUGUGGAAUUCAGAAGCCAUAUAGACAAGAGGUAACACACCUGAGAAAGAUGAUCCCUAAAUUUGUCUUGGAGAAAACUCAGAAGUACCUGACUACAUCAUAGACCUCCCAAACAGCUUCCAAAUGUCAGAUACCACUGAAAAUGGGGAUAAAGGUAGGGUCAAAAAUAGGAGGAUUGGGUUAUAAGUCUGUAUAAGAAGUUGUUAGAUCCCUACAUCCUCUCUUCAAACCUGUAUAGCCAGAUAAUGGUCCCUCUCCCAGCCUGGCAGAGGCUGGAAAAGGUAAAUAGAGAAACUUACUUCCUGGAGAACAUUUGGCACAUUUGGGGAUGGAGUUCAGUAAUAUAAAUGAAGGGGUAGUGAAAAUUUAUGGGAACAUUUAUAAGCUAACAGAACCCCAUGUCUUUUACCCCAUUCUAAUUCCAGACCACUAGAGAUUAGAAAAUUAUUCUCUGGGGUAUCUGACCACUUCCAGAGGAAAGACAUAAAGAUGCUGAUGUCGAGAAUGACCCAACUAAAUGGCCCAGCCAGAUGACCCAGUUGAAGCUGGUGGACAAGAAGUUUCAUUCAUGGAAUCAGAACUUCCAAUAAGGUCUUUUAGUACCUCACUCCUAAAUUUGAAUAGACUACCAAAGAUUAUCAGACAUCUAAGGGGAACUACCAGCAUGAAAGGUAGAGACCAAAGCAAACAAACAAACAAAGAAAAUAAUUUGGAACUAACCAAGACUAUGCUGGGAGAAGAAAACUAUUAUUAAUAUCCACAGAGCGUAGUACAGCCACUAUGGAGAACAGUAUGGAGGUUCCUGUAAAGACUAAAAAUAGAACCAUCAUAUAAUUCAACAAUCCCACUGCUAGAUAUAUACCCCAAAGAAAGGAAAUCAGUAUAUUGAAAAGAUAUCUGCACUCUCAUGUUUACUGUAGCACUAUUCAUAAUAGCCAAGAUUUGGAAGCAACUUAAGUGUCCAUCAACAGAUGAAUAGAUUUUUUUAAAAUGUGGUACAUAUACACAAUGGAGUACUAUUCAGCCAUAAAAAAGAAUGAGAAAUGUCAUUUGCAACAACAUGGUUGGAACUGGAGGACCUUAUGUUAAGUGAAAUAAGCCAGGCCCAAAAAAACAAAUUUCACAUGUUCUCACUCAUUUGUGGGACCUAAAAAUGAAAACAGUUGAACUCAGGGAGAUAGAGUAGGAUGAUGGUUACCAGAGGCUGGAAGGGUAGUUGUGGUGGGAGGUGGGUGGUUAAUGAGUACAAAAAUAUAGUUAGAUAGAAUGAAUAAAUCUAAUAGUUGCUAGCACAACAGGGUGACUACAGUCAACAAUAAUUUACCAUACAUUUAAAAUAACUAAAAGAGUAUAAUUGGCAUGUUAGUUACACAAAAAAAGGAUAAAUGCUUGAGGCAACGGAUAUACCAUUUACCUGAAUUUGGUUAUCACACAUUGUAUACUUGCAUUAAAAUGCCUGCCGGGCACAUGGCUCAUGCCUGUAAUCCCAGCACUUUGGGAGGCUGAGGCGGGCAGAUCACCUGAGGUCGGGAGUUUGAGACCAGCCUGACUAACAUGGAGAAACCCAUCUCUACUAAAAAUACAAAGUUAGCUGGGCAUGGCGGCUCAUUCCUGUAAUCCAAGCUACUCGGGAGGCUGAGGCAGGAGAAUCACUUGAACCUGGGAGGCGGAGGUUGCAGUGAGCCGAGACCGCACCAUUGCACUCCAGCCUGGGCAACAAGAGCAAAACUCCGUCUCAAAAAAAAAAAAAAAAACUUAUGUUCCCCAUAAAUAUAAAUACCUAUUAUGUACCAAUAAAAGUAAAAAGUAAAAAGUUUCAAUUGAUUCACAACUUUAAAAAAUAUCCACAGAGGCGUAAGAGGAGAUAUUGUAUUGCACCCACGAACCAGUCUUAUGCUAUUUCAGAAAGGGACAUUCAAGAAACAAAAAGGGAGCUCUUGGAAAUUUGAACAAUAAAUAAUAGUAGAAUAAAAAAUUCAGAGAAAGUUUGGAUGAUAAAUUUGAGCCAAUCUCCCAGUAAGCAGAGCAAAAAUAUAGAAAAUGAGAGUUAGAAAAGAAAAAGAAAAAAAUUAAAGGACUAAAAUAAGAAGUCCAACAUCUAAAUAAGAGGAGAUCCACAAAGAGCAACAGAGAUAAGAGAAGAAAGGAAAUAAUCAAUAAAAUAAUUCAAGAAAAUCCAAGGACAUGAGUUCUCAGAUUGUAAGAGACUACUUGAGUGAAAAAAAAAAAAAAAGAAUGGAGUUAGACCCAUCCCAAGGCACAUUAUUUGUGCGAUUUUAAAAUACCGAUAUAUUAGUUUGCUAGAGCUGCAGUAACAAAACACCACAGACUGGGUGGCUUGAACAGCAGAAAUUUGUUUUCUCAUGGUUCUGGAUGCUAGAAGUCUAAGAUCGAGGUGACAGCAGUUUCGUUUUUCCUGACGCUUCUCUCCUUAGCUCACAGAUGGCUGCCUUCUAGUUGUGUCCUCAUACUGUCUUCCCUUGGUCAGUGUUGUCUGUGUCCUCGUCUCCUCUUCUUAAAGGGACACCAGUCAUAUUAGGUUAAGAAUUGCCCAUUAGACCUCAUUUUACCUUAAUUACCUCUUUAAAGGCCCCACGUCUAAAUACAGUCAUAUUCUAAACUACUGGGGGUUAGGGCUUCACUGAGUGAAUUUUGGUGGAAAGUGGGGCAGGGGACACAAUUCAGCCUACAAAAACUGGAAACAAAGUGAAAAUCCUAUGUGUUUCCGUGCUCAGAAGACAGGAAGUACUCAUACCCAAGAGUCAAUAAUUAAACUGGUUUCUCACCAGCAAUUUGGGAGACUGGAAGUUGGAAGACACAGAGCAGUGCCUACCACAUUCAAAAGAGAAAAGAGGCCAGGCAUGGUGGCUCACGCCUGUAAUCCCAGAACUUUAGGAGGCGAGGAGGAUGGAUCACCAGGUCAGGUGUUCAAGACCAGCCUGACCAACAUGGUGAAACGCUGUCUCUACUAAAAAUACAAAAAUUAGCCAGGCGUGGUGGCGCAUGCCUGUAAUCCCAGCUACUCAGAAGGCUGAGACAGAAGAAUCACUUGAACCCAGGAGGUGGAGGUUGCAGUGAGCCGAGAUCAUGCCACUGCACUCCAUCCUGGGUGACAGAAUGAGACUCCGUCUCAAAAAAAAAAAAAAAAAAAAGAGAGAGAAAAGAAUUCCAACCCAGAAUUCUCAACUUCACUGUGUCAGAGGAUAUGAAGUAAACAAAUAUUCAUCUCUACAUUUGCCAGUCCCUGUGGACUUAGGCCAGAUAGUAUAAAUAAUAGUCACAAAAGGAGUAUGAAUGGGAUAAGAAGCCACUUCUAGUCUGAGACAAUUAAGAGUAGUAGUGCCUUCUCUGCACUCUCACCCCCUCAUUCUGACAGCUGAAGUGAAGGACUCCCAACUUCUGGAACUGCCCAAUGAAAGUAGCCUUGUGUGAGUGUUAGCUGGCCUGCUUUGGUCUGGGAUGCAAGUAGAAAUAAACUCCUCUCAUAUUAAGCCACUAAGACUUUAGGGAUAUGUUGCUGUAGCAUAGCCUAAUGUAGCCUGAUUACUGAACGAGCCACCCCAUCAACUGAAUCUAUGUAUAUACUAAAAACAUUUUAAGAUAUGCAAGGUCUCAAAGAGUUCACUCGAUGCACACUUUUUCUCAGGAAGCUACUAGAGGAUGUGCUCCACAAAAAAUAAAGGUAUAAAUUGUGAAAGAGGAAAACAUAGGAUUUAGGAAUCAAGGGAAUUCAGCACAAGACAGAAGAAAAGGGAAUCUGCAGCAAGAUCCCUGAGCUGUGCAUGUAACAUAAAGGGCAACAAUUUCCAACACAGAGCAGAUCACAAGACCCUAGGAUAGAUUUCUUGAAGAAAAUGAAAUUAAAAGAAUACUGGAUUCAUCUGAACAUAUGAAAAGGAGAUUUAAGCAACUUUUUAAGAGCUUGGGAAUGAAUUAAUGAUAAUAUAUAUGGUAUUAUGCAACCAAAACUACAAUAAAAACUCAUUAAAAAUUAUAACUCAUAAAAUUAUUAAUUUCAGGGAAAAUAAAAAGUUGAGUAGGAAUGAAAAAAGAAUCAGAGGAUACUAUAAAGCUCAUCUGUGGAUAUUGUUUACAUAGUCAUGAUAAUGAAAAAGAAAUAAUCUAACCAAAAUUAAACGUUGGAAGUGUGGGGAGAUAGAAAUGGUAGAGUGUAUUCGGUAUUUAUGUGUUGGGGAGGAUACCUGUAACUUUAACAUUAGUGAGCUUUACUUUACUAAGGCUAAAUAAACAAACUCAAGUGUCCAGAAAGGCUAGAGAAGAAGCUUACAAGAAUGAAGCUAUUGUGGUGUGAUUCAAUAGGGAAUAGGUGGGGCCUUGGCAACAUCAAUUUGUAGUAUCCCUGCCAAUUGAUACUACAACAUCAAUUUGUAGUAUCCCUGCCAAAAUUUAACUAUGGAAAAUAGUUAAAUUUUAAUAUGCACACAUCUGUGGUUGUGGUUAUACAGAUAUAUAUAUAUAUAUAUAUAUAUAUAAAAUAAAAAUUUAUAUAUAAAUAAAUACAUAAACAAACUCAAGUGUCCAACAGGGCUAGAUAAGGAGCUUACAAGAAUGAAGCAGUUGUGAUGUGAUUCAAUAGGGAAUAGGUGGGGCCUUGGCAAACCAAAAAACAUAUUCUAUCUAAAGUGGAUGGCCACAACUUGCUCCAGCUGUGGAAACUUGGGCCAUGUACUGCUAGAUCUAAGGAUUUUCUUUUGAGAGAUGCUAGAUAUAUACGUUUUUUAAAAAUAAAAUUAUCCUGAUUUUAACAACAUUGCCUUAUUAUAUAAAACAUACCUUGGAGGGUGUGGGUAAGACACAAUGUCCUUGAAAUUAUAUUUCACUAGGUUAAUAAAAUUGGCUCCGGAAGAAAAUAAUUUUAAACAGCAAACCAAAAAGUGAAGGCCUUCAAAACUAACAAACCAAAGGAAAACAAAACAAAAUGACAACAAGAAAAAAACAAAGAAACAAAACCCCUGGACCUUACCAUUUUUCUAAGGCAUGUUGACAUGAUAAAAUCAAAAUUGCUUUGUGCUUAUAAGGAUCAAAGGUUAUGCUUUUGACUUUAUAAAUUCAGAGAAAGAAUUUAAUUGGAAUUAUUUUUAUGAAUUAACUGAAGAUCUAAGGCAACUGGAUAAUUUAGGUUCUGCUAAUAUCUAGAAUAUUCAAAGUUUAUGUUUAGUCUGACACUAAAGAAUCCAUUAUUUCUCUUGACUUCCAGGCUGGUCAGUGUCUUUCCUGUGUCAUAUACCAAACAAUGUGUUAGAAAUUGUCUUCUCACUCAUAAACUAAUAUUUGUUCAGAGUAAAAAGUCAAGCAAGUAAAUAAUGAGAAAAAAUUCAGUGUAUUGUAUAAACAAAGACAGAAGGCAGACCAAUGGUUACCUGGGGCCUAAGCUAAAGAGAUUAAUUGUACACAGACACAAAGGAAUUUUUUGGGAUGGUGAAAGUGUUCUAAAACUGGAUUGGGAUGAUUGUGGCACAACUGUAUAAAUGUUAUUAAAACUCAUUGAGUUGUACACUUAAAUGAGUGGCUAAGUUGUGCUUUAAUAAAGCUGUAAUUUUGAAAAAGAAUAAUGGAUGAUCAACUGUGGGCUAGAGUAUGAUGAAAACACAAGACAUUUACAUAGUUUCAAAGUAUCUCCCCAUCAGGUACUUAUUAACUGCAUCAGGGAAACAGUAAUUUUCUUGUGGCAGAACCCUGCUGACAAAGUUAACAUUCUAGUAAAAGCACAGGUGGAUGUCAUGUGCCUCCUGAAGUGAUGCACAGAGAAGGAUGCAACAUCAACUUGUAGUAUCCCUGCCAAAAAUAUAAAACCUGAAUUUAACCAUGCUGAAACAUAAGACAAAUCCAAGUGAAGGAACAUUCUACAAAACAACUGACCAGUACUCCUCAAGAGUGUCAAGGUCCUGGAAGACAAAGACUGAGCAAUGCUUCUGAUUAAAGUAGACUGAGAGGUGACAACUGAAUGCAAUGUGGGAUUCUGGAUUAGGUCUUGGCCCAGAAACAGGUCUUCGGUGGGACAACUGGCAAAAUGUGAAUAAGGUCUCUGGUUUUGUGAAUGGUAGCGUAUCGACGCUCAUUACCUGCUUUUGAUCAUGGUAGUGAUAGUAAGAUAUUAACAUUCAGGAAAGCACAGUGAAGGGUAUAUGGGAACCUCUACUAUUUUUGUAGCUUUUGUAAGUUGAAAUUGUUUCAAAAUGAGUUAGAAAAUUAAAAGGAAGUUUUCUCUUUCAGCUGGGAAAACGGCAAUGGAUUAAUAACAAGAAAUUAAUGGUGAAGUGGUGACGAAAAUUCUACAUUGCUUAGAAAGCAAAUAGUGAAAUGAACAUUUACAUUCUGGCAACCUCAGAAGUACAACGAACAAAGGACACCAGCCAGGUAGGGCAAAGGCCUGUGAACCCCCUUUUGCUGUUAAAUGUUUAUCAGAUGAGUGCUCUGUUUCUGUUAUAUUAUAUUGCUUUUCUCUCCAAUGUUUACUGAGGAAGAACAAGUAGCUCCUCAGGCAAGUCAACUGUUAACUUUGCAGUUUUUAUUUAAUCUCCCAGGAAUGUAACCCUUAACUUUAAAGAAUGUAGUGACCAUAAAACUUAUAAAGCAUGUUUCUUAAGGAAAUUGUACCUGUUUAUUUAAUCUAUCAGAUAUGAAUGUUAUAGAAAAUUAAAUUUGUCCACUUAAGCUGUAGAUGAACUUUUCACCUUUCUGAUCAGAAAUUCACCAUCUUAUAGUAUAGGUUCUGUUAUUAAUCAGAAUAUUUCAUUUAGACUCUUUCUAUCCAACUUUUUCUUAGAGGCUAUUCAAAAUAAAGGUGCUUCUAACAGUUUCAUAUCGAAAUACGAUGCAAAGCCUUGCUCUUCCAUGGUAUCCUUUGAGUGAGCCAAACUUAUUUAGCCAUUCCCCUAUAGUUAAAUAGCUAGGAUGUUUCCAACAUCUCACCUUUAAAACAAUAGUGCUAUGAAUGUCAUAAAUGUUUGUAUAUGUAAAUAUGUAGGAUAAAUCCCUAUCAGUAGAAUUUCAAAAGGUAUACGCAAUCAGUAUUUUCAUACAUAUUUAAAAUUUUCCAUCCAUACAAAGGUUGCUAACAUAUUUAUUUAAAAUUUUAAAAAUAAUUUUAUAUGCCUCUUGUAACCAGUAAUAGGAUGCAAAGUUUUUUUUAAGGUAACAUUGCUCCUCUUCCCCCAUUGUCUCUGUCAUCUAUAGUACUCCCUGAGGUAGUUCAUGUUAUUGCAAGGGUGUGUAUCAUCACAAACAUAUUGCUUCCACAUACAUAUAUCAGCAUACAUAUAUAUAUAUGUAUAGCAUAUAUAUAUAUGAGCACAUAUUAAUAUAUGCCCAUGCACAUACAAGCAUGUUUUUGUUAAUUUUUACUGAAAUGGAAUCAUACUGCAUACUUAUGAACAAAUUGCUUCUUUCACCUUAUAUCACUUAUAAUUGUUAUUCUACAAAUCAGUACAUAUAAAAAAUACAUAUUUACAUAUGUAAUACUCUAUCUUUCUGUUAUAAUUUUCUGCAUGCACAUGUAUGCAUAUACAUAUAUUCAUAAACAUAAAACUUAAUCUAAACGGGAUUUUUUUUGGGGGGGGUGAUAUGGUUUGGCUGUGUCCCCACCCAAAUCUCAUCUUGAAUUCCCAUGUGUUGUGGGGGGACCCGGUGGGAGGUAAUUGAAUUAUGGGGGCAGGUCUUUCCUGUGCUGUUCUCGGGAUAGUGAAAAAGUCUCACAAGAUCUGAUGGUUUUAAAAAGAUGAGUUUCCCUGCAUAAUCUCUCUUCUCCUGUCUGGUUCCAUGUGAGAUGUGCCUUUUGCCUUCCGCCAUGAUUGUGAGGCCUCCCCAGCCAUGUGGAACUGCCCAUAGGUGGAAGGGACUUGCCUUGUCUCAGAUGAGACUUUGGACUUUGGACUGUGGACUUUUGAGUUAACACUGAAAUGAAUUAAUGCUGAAAUGAAUUAAGACUUUGGGAGACGGUUGAGAAGCCAUGACUCAUUUUAAAAUGUGAGAACAUGAGAUUUGGGAGGGGCUGGGGUGGAAUGGUAUGGUUUGGCUGUGUCCCCACCCAAAUCUUAUCUUGGAUUCCCAUGUAUUGUGGGAGGGACCCGGUGGGAGGUAACUGAAUCAUGGGGGCAGGCCUUUCUCAUGCUGUUUUUGUGAUAGUGAAUAAGUCUCAUGAGAUCUGAUGGUUUUGAAAAGGGGAGUUUCCCUGCACAAGCUCUCUUCUCUUGUCUGCUUCCAGGUGAGACAUGCCUUUCACCUUCUGCCAUGAUUGUGAGGCCUCUCCAGCCAUGUGGAACUGUGAACACACAGUGUUCAUCCCCUCAGGAGGACACAGCUUUUGAGGUACCAUCUUGGAAGCAGAGACCAGCCCUCACUAGACACAAACUUCCUGGCACGUUGAUUUUGGACUUCAUAGCCUCUAGAACUGUGCUGGGAAGACAACACUUCUGAACUAUAUUUUGACAGAGCAACAUAGUAAAAGAGUAGCGGUCAUUUUAAAUGAAUCUGGGGAAGGAAGUGCGCUGGAGAAAUCCUUAGCUGUCAGCCAAGGUGGAGAGCUCUAUGAAGAGUGGCUGGAACUUAGAAACGGUUGCCUCUGCUGUUCAGUGAAGGACAAUGGCCUUAGAGCUAUUGAGAAUUUGAUGCAAAAGAAGGGGAAAUUUGAUGACAUACUGUUAGAGACCACUGGAUUAGCAGACCCUGGUGCAGUGACUUCUAUGUUUUGGGUUGAUGCUGAAUUAGGGAGUGAUAUUUACCUUGAUGGUAUCAUAACUAUUGUGGAUUCAAAAUAUGGAUUAAAACAUUUAACAGAAGAGAAACCUGAUGGCCUUAUCAAUGAAGCUACUAGGCAAGUUGCUUUGGCAGAUAUCAUUCUCAUUAAUAAAACAGACUUGGUUCCAGAAGAAGAUGUAAAGAAAUUAAGAACGACAAUUAGAUCCAUAAAUGGACUAGGACAAAUCUUAGAAACACAAAGAUCAAGAGUUGAUCUCUCUAAUGUAUUAGAUCUUCAUGCCUUUGAUAGUCUCUCUGGAAUAAGUUUGCAGAAAAAACUUCAGCAUGUGCCAGGAACACAACCUCACCUUGAUCAGAGUAUUGUUACAAUCACAUUUGAAGUACCAGGAAAUGCAAAGGAAGAACAUCUUAAUAUGUUUAUUCAGAAUCUCCUGUGGGAAAAGAAUGUGAGAAACAAGGACAAUCACUGCAUGGAGGUCAUAAGGCUGAAGGGAUUGGUGUCAAUCAAAGACAAAUCACAACAAGUGAUUGUCCAGGGUGUCCAUGAGCUCUAUGAUCUGGAGGAGACUCCAGUGAGCUGGAAGGAUGACACUGAGAGAACAAAUCGAUUGGUCCUCAUUGGCAGAAAUUUAGAUAAGGAUAUCCUUAAACAGCUGUUUAUAGCUACUGUGACAGAAACAGAAAAGCAGUGGACAACACAUUUCAAAGAAGAUCAAGUUUGUACAUAACACUAGUGGCAUUUCUUAUCAAAAGGAUUGGAUAAUAAAAAUAAGUUUCUACUGGGUAUAUUUCAAGCAUUUAUUUAUUACUUUAGUUACGAAUUCCAAUAUACUUUAAAAUGGUAUUUGUUUUACAGCAUACAUAAAAUGUAGCAAAUCAGUACUGUAAAACAUUUAACAUUCAUACAAUUAUAUAUAAUAUCCUUUUUUUUAAAGAAUGGUAUUUCACAAAAAUAUCUUUUGAAAUUGGCUUUGGAGUUUACAUAUACUGAACAUGAAAGUUUAUAAUAAUGAUGAUACAACUUUCAACAUCGUCAUUUUUUCUUAGAACUUCAGCUGAUUGCAGAGAUAUAAUGAUUACAUUGUUAUUAAAUUUUUUUAACACAAGUAAGUGUCACCAUUUUAUGACAUGAAAUAAAAGGUUAUGACUGUUA
Homo sapiens (human) is the source of this 13255-nucleotide messenger RNA. It is a transcript of the gene ZNG1E, whose product is annotated as Zn regulated GTPase metalloprotein activator 1E. Gene Ontology annotation, cellular component: nucleus. The transcript has 18 exons. The record is from RefSeq and is a predicted model, not a curated record. The coding region runs from base 12012 to 12830 and encodes 272 amino acids. NCBI's taxonomy places the organism in Eukaryota, Metazoa, Chordata, Mammalia, Primates, Hominidae.